CUGUUAAAUGCUGUCGCUUACACUAAUAUUUCGUUGACGCUAACUCAUAGGCAUUGACACCGAAUGCACCUCCAAAUAGUUGCCAGAAAGGUUAAUAGCUAAGACUUUGAUUUUGUUUCUAUCAUUUACAAUUCUGAAAGAACUCAGUUCCUUAAAAGUAGCAACUGCAAUAUAAAAGUAAAAGUACUCAUAUGGAGAAAAUGGCCCCUGUUAUUAUGGGAUUAUUACUGAUGCAUACGUUUACUAUCAUGUUACUGUUAGUUGUUCGAUGUGGAGCUAAUUUCAACUAUUUAAUAUACUAUUUGGUAGUUUAAUCUAUAACAAUGCAUUAUUUUUUACAAGACCAUAAAUGUUUUCUAUGCAAAAUCUUAAUAUGUAAACUAGGCUAUAGUCACUACAGCUGUCAUAUAAAUGCAGUGGAUUAAAAAUUACAAAUCCCCUCUGAGUGUAGUACUGUACAGGUAGAAGCAUGACAUUCAGCACAUGUAGGCCUACCUUCAAUUUAGGAAUAUGGAUUCAAACAGUGGAUGUCACAGCACAACAAGGUUUAUGACACUGAGGAGUAUUACCACCGGCUCCACAUUUUCACUGAGAAUAGGAGGGAAAUUGAUCAUCAUAAUGCUGGGAAUCACUCAUUCACAAUGGGACUGAAUCAGUUCUCAGACAUGACAUUUGAGGAAUUCAGGAAAUUAUUCCUCUUGACAGAGCCUCAGAACUGCUCAGCUACUACAGGGGGUCAUGUCAACAGGGCUGGUCCUUAUCCUGAGUUUGUAGACUGGAGGAUGAAGGACAACGUUGUGACUCCCGUGAAAAACCAGGGUCACUGUGGAAGCUGUUGGACCUUCUCUACUACUGGCUGUUUGGAGUCAGUGAAUGCUAUCGCUACCGGGAAGCUAAUACCUCUGUCUGAGCAGCAGCUGAUUGACUGUGCCAAAGACUUCAACAAUCAUGGAUGCAUGGGUGGACUCCCCAGCCAGGCAUUUGAGUACAUCAAAUACAACAAGGGUCUUAUGACAGAGGAGGACUAUCCCUACAAAGGCCAUGAUGACAGUUGCCAUUUUGAGCCUGCACUUGCAGCUGCUUUUGUCCUGGAUGUUGUCAACAUAACAAGUUAUGAUGAAAAGGCCAUGGUUGAUGCUGUGGCCCGGCUCAACCCUGUGUCUUUCGGCUUUCAAGUCACGGCUGAUUUUAUGCACUACAGAGAAGGCGUUUACACAAGCACUCAGUGUAAGAACACAGCAGACAAGGUGAAUCAUGCAGUCCUGGCUGUGGGUUACGGCGUUGAGGAGAGCGGCAUGCCAUAUUGGAUUGUGAAGAACUCUUGGGGCACAGCCUGGGGAAUGGAUGGAUAUUUUUUGAUCGAGCGAGGGAAAAACAUGUGCGGACUGGCUGCGUGCUCUUCCUACCCUCUACUUUUAAUUUGAGGAGUAACAUGGCAACAAAGUGGACGACUGAUAAAACACAGUAAAAUGUCACCCAGUGACAACAUACAUGGAGUGAACUCGAUGGGAAGUUGGCCCUUCCAUGUUCCCUGAAGUGUUUUAUGUAGAGGUUUGAUUUCUCAUCAAUAUGUACAAUACUAUCUGAAAUUUUAAACUGUUAAAAAAAUUUAAUCUUUGUGCAUCACACUCUCAACAUUACUGUGUGGUGCAUUUCUUUUUAUAUUGAUGUAACUAUGGCUGCCUUGUUUUAGUGGAAAUUGUUAUGUAUUGCUCUUUGGUUUCAUAAUGUGGUUGUUGAGACAAUUACUGCUGUUAAUGACCACACAAAGAAAAUGUAUUUAAUCAUAUGUAGCCUAUGCCUGUACAGAGGCUUGUACCAUGCAGUACCUUUUAAGUAACAGCAUUGGAAAAACAUAGGACAAGCAGCCGCCUUACCAAUGGUAACAUGAUGUGACAUGCAUAGUGCUAUACUGAGUAAUAGAUAUCUCUUCAGACCAAUGAGAUCAUGUUAUGGCAGAUCAUGCAUGGGUCGUUUACUUAAUUUGUCAGUGAGUGGCCUCUUUAUGGCUUCAAACAGUUCUUUAUCUCCUCUGACCUGCUCCGAUUAUGAAACUUUAGUCAUGCACAAAAGGCCCAUUGAGGAGUAAGCUCUGAUGUCUAGUCAUUUGUUAAGUAAAGUUUGUUUUCAUUUGAACAUGUUUUGUUAAUAAACAAUGUUUCCCUCAC
Molecule: messenger RNA, 2168 nt
Organism: Sander lucioperca (pikeperch)
Lineage: Eukaryota; Metazoa; Chordata; Actinopteri; Perciformes; Percidae
Product: pro-cathepsin H-like
Exons: 13
Coding region: 528-1424 (298 amino acids)
Biological process (GO): immune response
Cellular component (GO): lysosome
Molecular function (GO): cysteine-type endopeptidase activity
Source: RefSeq, a predicted model, not a curated record